Messenger RNA from Naegleria gruberi, 630 nucleotides. RefSeq lists its product as uncharacterized. The transcript has a single exon. Gene Ontology annotation, molecular function: misfolded protein binding; ubiquitin-specific protease binding. NCBI's taxonomy places the organism in Eukaryota, Heterolobosea, Eutetramitea, Acrasida, Naegleriidae. Gene Ontology annotation, biological process: endoplasmic reticulum unfolded protein response. Gene Ontology annotation, cellular component: endoplasmic reticulum membrane; Hrd1p ubiquitin ligase ERAD-L complex. The record is from RefSeq and is a predicted model, not a curated record. The annotation marks the transcript as partial.
UCGAUUGGAGAUAUGUGGGCAAGUUGGCCUUUUGUUACUAAACAUUUGGGUGCCUUUUCGUUUGCCUUGACUUGUGCAGUCUCUUUCAAAAUGAUAAAUCCAUUCAAUUUAGUAUUAUUAUUUGAUAGAGUGUUUAGUACAGAUUUUGAAGUAUGGCGUCUGAUAACUAAUGCUGUAUUCUUUGGUGGAUUCGGAAUGAAUUUUCUUUUUGCAUUCAUGUUGUUUAUUCAAUACAGUUCGGAAUUGGAAAAGAGUAGAUUUGAUGGACGUGUUGCUGAUUUUAUAUUCUGCAUCUUGUUUGGUUUGGUGCCAAUGACUGUUUUGGCUUUCUUUUCUGGAUCCUAUGUCCUGUCCAGUUCAUUAAUGAUGUAUAUGGUUUAUAUAUGGUGUAAUUAUAAUCCUGAUAGUAAUUUGAGAUUAAUGUUUAUUCCUACUCAAAUUCCGAGCAGGUGGUUCCCAUUUGCUUUGACUGCAUUCCAUGUUGUUCUUGGUGGUGGAAUUGAAACUGUCAUUGAGGAUGGUAUUGGUAUUUUGUGUGGACAUUUGUAUUAUUUCUUGGAGGAAAAGUAUCCAGAAGCUAGAGAAACAAAGAUUCUCAAUACUCCUUCAUUGCUCUAUUGGUUAUUCCCU